Messenger RNA from Paramuricea clavata, 1990 nucleotides. The record is from the annotation of a GenBank genome assembly. NCBI's taxonomy places the organism in Eukaryota, Metazoa, Cnidaria, Anthozoa, Malacalcyonacea, Plexauridae.
AUGCCAGCACCUCAUAAUAUCAUCAAUAUUCCUAGAGAUCGACAGAUUCAAAGAACGGUCGUGCUACUUCACCAGAACUUGGUGAAUAUCCAUGCUUUUGACGCUGCUACUAAACAAUCCAUUAAAAUUGAUAAUCGAGAGUACAUCACCCUGACACCCAACCGAAGCAAACCAACUACCUUACGUGUAUACCACGUCCCAAGUGAAGGUAAAUUGGACGCUAAACACAUUUGCCUCCGCCUGGAGAUUAUGUUUUCAUCUGCAUUUGUACGUGCGUGUGUUUGUCUGUCAGCUCGAUAACUUAUCAAGCGUAUUAAGAGGAGCUUUUUUUGUAUGUUACGUAACACGCGCUCAAAACUAAUGCGUAUAAUAUAUCGCUUGAGGUUAUGACUAAAUUCAAAAUUUUUAUCUAAAUUAAAUUUUUUUUCGAUACGUUUCUCAAUCGGCAAACAAACUUAAAAAGUGUGUUUAGUGCUUUAUCUGUAAAAUAAUGUCAAAAUGAAGAGAUUUUAGAUGAUACGCCAAAGAGAAAAUGAUGUUUGAAGUUCAGUAAGUUUUGCUUAUAUGGCUGUAAAUAUGGCGUCAGUUUUAAAGCAUCAUUGAUAUUCGUAUUUUAAUUGACAACUAUUAUUUUAUGUUUCUCAACCGGCAAAUGCAUUUAAAAAGGUAACUAACUCUAUAAACUAGAGAAUAAAGCUAAAAGAAAGUAAUUUUGAGAGGAACGCCAAAAAGAUUUUAGGUUUUGAACGCUUUUCAUUGCGAAUACGUGACAUUGAAAAAAAUUGCCUCUUAAUACGAAAAUUUUCGGGACUAAUAGAUAUUGCUCAAGCACAAACUGGAUAAAUUUUGGUUAAAUUUGGGCGUGAAAUUGCAAACGUUUGUGUUGCAAUUUGAAUCUCUGUUGGCAAUGUGAACUGCGAUUAUUUCAUAACAACAGUGGAUCAAAACGAAUUUAAAAUUUCAAAGAUGUGAAGUUCGUAAAUUUUAUAAUACAGGGUGUAUCAAAAUAAACGCAAUUCAUCUUUUGUGCUUAAUAACUUUCGAAAUACUAUUUCUAGUUAAACGCUUUUAGGCUUUCUUCAAAGCCUGUUCUUUUCUCUUUCAAACAAACUAUUAUCCUUGUCUCCAAUGCUAGUAAUAAUUGCGCAGGAAAAGAUUUAGUAAAACCUAUCAUUUUUAGUUGCUGUUUAAUUAUGCAAGUUUACUAUGUUAUUGUUUAGUCGGUUUAAAUGUUAGAAUUUUCUUCUUUAAACUUUAAUGUUGUCGUCACUACAUCUGGAAAACCACGUAAGAAUAAAUUAAAUGUAUUUUAAAAGAGACCAGGUUGUUUGAAAAUCCUAAACGAAUGCUAAAAAUCGUCAAAACAUACUGGUGUCUGAGCCAGAGUGCAUGUCAUCGAAUUGCGAUGUAAUGCAUGUAAACAGAAAUUAUAGCAAGUUGAUGUCAGUCAGCUUAGAUGGUCCAAGCCAAAAUUAUAUCGCAUUUGAAGUUUAAAACUGAGUUAAAAAUAGUGGAAGAAAAGCCGUAAUUAUACUUAUUGUUACAAUCCAUUUAAUAAAAUGCAACAUUUUUUUGUUUUAAUGAAAAAAUCAGUUAUUUUCAUGAGAACGAUUUGUUAUUCCAUCUCAAUUUUUUUAAUCUCCAAUCGCAAUAACGUAAAGUAUUAUUACCCGCAAACCAAUGAGUCAAAUUUAAGAAACAACGCACUGUUAGAAAGCUGAAUGGCCACGCUUUAAAAUGAAUGUAAACUUUAACGUUUUCGUCUAUUAUUUGUUUAGCAAUUUACAUUUCAGUCGAGGAUUGCGCUUUUUUUUAUACACCCUGUAUAUGCAUGUAUAAUUGAUUAUUUAUUUCUGUUCUAGGGCCUUAUUUUGCUUCCUUCACCAUAAAGAAUCUUCGCACACAAGCAAUCUUCAUUCAGACAAAUUUCCAGCCAUCGGGACAAUUCCUUCGACUAGACCCAGGCAAAGUUAUGUCGCGCAAUUUGGAA